AUGAGAGCCGCAACUACGACGAAGUUUACUUCUCAAAUGCCUUCAGACAUUCAAGUGGAUUUUUCUAGACAGCAAACAAAGUCAUCAGGAGUGUCGCCACUAACAAAGACUGAACUAGAAUCCGGCUCCAUCUCGAUUCGUUCCUUCAAUCGAAUGCAGACGUCUAACUCAACAUUGCGAGCUUGGCUUGAAUUGGCUGCCGUCUUGCCCGAAUGCCUUACUCUGGACGAAUCAGGCUUCCUUAUCAUAUAUGACCUCCGUCUGCAUCUUAUUUAUCUCAAUUUUGGGCUUCCUCCUCCCGGAAUCAUUCCUCCUCAGGACUGGCUUCCAGCUGAGCUUCUCUCGUUGCCAUGUGAACAACUUUUCGCCUACACCUGUCUGUUUAUGCGGCAUCUUUAUGAACCGGAGGCUUUGGACGACACUGUAGCUUUAUGGUCAGAUGGUCUCCCUAAGGAAUUUGUGAACGGUGCGUCCGUACUUUCUCGUGUGGCAAUGAUGGCAAUGAUAAGGAAGAAGGUUUCCGAGUUUGAGGAUUUCAACGGCCUUGUCAGCUAUGUAGCAGAGUGCAGGCCUCCCCAGCUCAAUGGAGGCUUGUUUUCUGCGUCCUCACCACUUCCUGAAUUUUUAUCCUAA
Molecule: messenger RNA, 633 nt
Organism: Protopolystoma xenopodis
Lineage: Eukaryota; Metazoa; Platyhelminthes; Monogenea; Polystomatidea; Polystomatidae
Source: the annotation of a GenBank genome assembly